Messenger RNA from Rosa chinensis, 828 nucleotides. RefSeq lists its product as uncharacterized. NCBI's taxonomy places the organism in Eukaryota, Viridiplantae, Streptophyta, Magnoliopsida, Rosales, Rosaceae. The record is from RefSeq and is a predicted model, not a curated record. The transcript is spliced from 6 exons. Bases 16 to 624 code for a protein of 202 amino acids. Gene Ontology annotation, molecular function: RNA binding.
UGGAAUUCGAAGACGAUGGAAAAGAGCGAACGCGAUAACAGUAUGGACGAAGAUUCUCAGGAGAUCGAUAACACAUACUACGAAUCUGAAACUGUGUUAUUCAAGAAGCAGGAUCUCUGCAAAGAAGAGAAUCUGAACCAAGUCUGGAAGAAAGAGGUGGAAACAGUCUUUGAAUCUCAUGGCCUUUCAUGCAAAUUGAACUGGGAUGAGGGUAAGAUGACUGUCAGUGCAACAAAACGUACUCAACGUACUCUGUUCCAUGAUAUUUUUGACAGGGGUUUUAAUGCUCUCUCUGUUCUGGCAUGUGGUCUCGGCACUGAAUGGGUUGAACCAAUCGUCUCGGGCUGUAUCUAUAGUGAUGUCAUGUAUAUCAGAAUACCAGAUGGCAUGAGUGAGGAUGAUUUUUCAAGCAAGUAUCAUGAUUUCAUAGACAAAUUUGAACACAAAUUUGGACUACCUCGAAAGCUGUCCUGCUUUGUUCUUUAUCAAGAAGCAGCGGUUGUCGUCCUUUCCGAUAAAGCCGGGUCAACAAGUACAGUGAGGAAUCUUGUGUAUAGUUGUCUAAUUGGCGAUGACCCUUUUGAUGAAGACCAUUUUCAUGAAUUGUUCCUUGAUGAUCUUUAAAGCACCCAAUAGAUGAAGGUUAGACAAAAGAUCAGAUUAUGUGUUAUGCAGCUCCAGGCACACUUGCUCUCUGUUGAGUGCUGACUUAAACUGCACUUUUAUGAACCGUCUAGUUUGCUGCUUUCACUGUUUUGGGUAGAAAACAUUUUACUGGUGUGUUUAUGUGGUUGCUCUCUCUCAUUCCAUGUUAAUUUUUAGUAGGUA